GCUUAGUGGAGUUAGCAGACAGCAUCACCACAUUGCUGUUCACACUGUAGGCGAUGCUGACAAUCAAUGCUGACAUGUGCAUUUUCCUUUUAGCCCUGUGCUUUAUUCACGUGUCUUCAAAUGAAGAGCCAUACUUUGAGAGGUCUUGUGAGCUGAAUUCAGAUGUUUGUGAGACGCACACACGCAGCGCUCCGCUUGGCUCCUCUGUGCUUCUCCCAUGCAACUUUGAAACAAGUAACCUCAACUGGGUGUCAUGGACCCACUCUCCAGGGGUGGAUCUGCUCCGUCUCACAUCUGCAGGUCGUAUUAAGUUCCUGGACCCCAGACAUGGUCGGGUGAAAGCCUUUCCAAUCCAGGGCUCACAGGGGAACUACUCCAUCUGCAUCGAUGAGCUUAACAACUCUGACCUGGGGUGUUAUCUCUGUAAGCAGGGAGAUGACUGCCUUCAAGUAGAGUUGGUUGUUGAAAGAGGUGCUCUGAGCAGAGAGAUGGUUUACAUCUGUGUCAGCGUGACUGCUUUCAUCCUGCUGAGCGUUGGUGGCUACUGCUGCAUGAAGUGCAUAUUGUGCUGUAAUAACUUAACACGGGACAAUACAAACAAUCCUGAAGGUGCAGGUACUGAGGGUGUUUCAUCUGAGGAAACAGGCAGAGUGCCAGUCGAUCAACAGCAGAGAGGAGCGGGCCAUGAUAAUCUUGUUUAUGAAAAUGAUGACCAAGACCAAUCUCAGCUGCAGGAUGACCUCUCCAGAUACUAUGGCAAUACAGUGUCAGCAGUUCUUCCUGAUCCGGAUAUGACUCAACCCGCUCAAAGCGCCAGUGGGAUUUAUCCAAACUUGAACCAGUUUGAGGGGACGGAAAAUCUGGGAACAAAACAAAGUUUUCAUCGAGAACUCUUCAACAGAUUAAGGCAAGCAAGUAUCAACCGGCGUUAUUACGUUAACCGACGUGAAGUCAGCCAGGAACAAGCCAUGUCAACUCGGGCGGAGAAGCAUCGCAAAGGUUUCGGGAAGAAGAAAGCCAAAGAAAGUGAGUGCUGACUUCAUCAAAUACUAGGUGCGCUGAACUUCUCUUCCACUCCUGCGUUGUUUCCCUGUCAGAUGGUGAAUACAAAAACCCGAUUUACAACCGGAGCGUAGACCAGCUAAACCACCCUUAGAGAAUGAAGGAAACUUUAAACAGCUGUUGAAACAUUAUCAGUAUCAACAAUCCAAUGAUAGCUGUUGAUUAUACAUUUUACAUAUUAAACUUAUGUCUUACUGUAUUUGUUUGCUGUAUUAUUGUAUUUCCUGUGCAUCUAUUAGACAAUGAGAGACUGCUAAUCAGUCAAAUUAAUCAAAUAAAGAUCCUCACAUACAAGUCAAUAAGUAAUCUUUACAUUAUAUGUUGAAUGAGACAAACCUGUGUAUGCAAGAUGUAUUUUAUGCAGAUGUAUAUCAGCAAAA
Cottoperca gobio is the source of this 1442-nucleotide messenger RNA. RefSeq lists its product as uncharacterized. NCBI's taxonomy places the organism in Eukaryota, Metazoa, Chordata, Actinopteri, Perciformes, Bovichtidae. The coding region runs from base 54 to 1037 and encodes 327 amino acids. The transcript has 10 exons. The record is from RefSeq and is a predicted model, not a curated record.